Molecule: messenger RNA, 2382 nt
Organism: Salvia splendens (bonfire salvia)
Lineage: Eukaryota; Viridiplantae; Streptophyta; Magnoliopsida; Lamiales; Lamiaceae
Product: gamma-tubulin complex component 2
Exons: 16
Coding region: 1028-1825 (265 amino acids)
Biological process (GO): meiotic cell cycle; cytoplasmic microtubule organization; spindle assembly
Cellular component (GO): microtubule organizing center; gamma-tubulin complex; spindle pole
Molecular function (GO): gamma-tubulin binding; microtubule minus-end binding
Source: RefSeq, a predicted model, not a curated record
UAGACGUGACGUUAUUUUCCGGCGAGGCGAGUUAGUUUAGUUAGCUUUCCGGCGAGGCGACGGUUUAAACAGUUUUCUAAGCUAGCUCGCUCUAUAGUCUAUAUAAUCCCCACAUUAGUCCAAUCUUUCCUUCCAAAAAAAAAACCCUCCCAAAAACUUUACCCGCAAAUAUGAAUUCUCUGGAACACUUCGUAAUCACCUCCGUCAUUACGUCUUUCUUUCACAUGCUGGCUCGAGACGAUCAACUCAAAGUCUCCGCUGACAUAAUUCUCGCUGGAUCUCUGUUCUUGGUGGCGUUGUGGACCUGCGGCUCAACCGAUGGCUCCCAUCAUGUUUUCACCUUCGUCCACCUGGUCUGCCUUGGAUUUUCAGCCGUACAGUUCGGCAUGGUGAUCUACCAUAAGAAAUUUAACUUGUUCUGGUCGAUUGGAUCGUUUUUUGUCAUUCUUGUGUGGGCGAUUUCGAUGGUGUUCGAAUCGCAUCCCGAUUUGUUGAUGAUGGUGCCUCUUCGGAUGUCGCGUGCGUGGAAUGCAGCUGCGGCAUUCUUCAAAGCCCUAAAAGCUGUUGCGUGCUCCGGAGCUUCUGCCGCUGAAGGGAAUGCCGAUCAAAGAGGAGGAGAUAAGGAAAAGUUGAAGCCGCGAAUUUCUUACGAAUUUCAACGUUCUUAUUCAGAAGCGCUACGUUGAUAGGCUCUGUUUUUGUACUACUGAUGGGACUUGUGUACUGCUUAGCAGUCAUUUUCUGUUGACAAUGGACUCUGGAUAAUGGUUUUACCGAGUGACUGUGAAUGUGUACUAUUGGACAUUGGACUAUUGGUGUUUACUGCUAUUUUUGUUUUUUGUUGACAUUUGACUAUGGACACUGCUAUUCGAAUGUUAAUGCAUUGAACUAGUUUUUGACACUGCCAUUAUACUGCUGCUUUAAUUUUUUUUUAGAUGUUGCUUUGUGGAGUAUAUUAUACUCCUAUUAUUCAACUUUCUUGUAAUCAGAUCUAUACAAAUCAGAAAGAAGUGAGGAUUACCAAGCCAUGGUGGCACAACUUGAACAUCAGUAUCGUCUUGGAAAACUUUCAGUUCAAGGACUAUGGUUCUAUUGCCAGCCAAUGUUGGGAGCAAUGCAAGCUUUAACCAUAGUGAUUAAGAAGGCUUCAGCCAGUAAUUUUAUUGGCUCUGCAGUUCUUAACCUCCUACAAAGCCAGGCCAAGGCAAUGGCUGGUGAUCAUGUAGUGAGGUCUUUGCUGGAAAAGAUGUCACAAAGUGCAAGCCAAGCAUAUCUCGUAAUAUUAGAGAGGUGGGUAUAUGAAGGAGUAAUUGAUGACCCAUAUGGGGAAUUUUUUAUUGCUGAGAACAAGUCUCUUCAAAAGGAAAGUCUCACGCAAGAUUAUUAUACGAAGUAUUGGCAACAACGCUACCGCUUGAAAGAUGAUAUCCCCAGUUUCCUUGCCAUGAGAGAAUGUGGGCAUUGUAUUCAGGUUCCUGUAGCAGAAAACACAAAGUUGACAAUGGUUGGGUCUAAUCAUCACUACCUUGAGUGCAUUAAAGCUGCUUAUGUUUUCGCUAGUGUUGAAUUACUGAACCUCAUUAAAGAUAAGUAUGACUUGAAGGGAAAGUGGAUGUCAAUCAAGCAUUAUCUCCUUCUCGAUCAGGGUGAUUUUUUGGUCCACUUUAUGGAUAUAGCUCGGGAGGAACUCAUGAAAAAGCCAGAUGAAAUUUCUGUUGAAAAGCUGCAGUCUCUCAUGGACCUUGCAUUGCGAUCCACAGCAGCUGUGGCAGAUCCAUAUCACGAAGAUUUGACAUGUAGUGUGGAAAAGACAACUUUUGAUUGAACUUAAAGAUCUUCAGAUCAACCAGAUUAUUUCCGGCAAUGAUGAUCUCGAAGAGCCUUUGAGCAUUACAGGAUUGGAAACAUUUUAUUUUUUGUGGUUCAAUGGCCGUUAUCACUUGUGAUCUCAAAAAAGGCUUUGACCAAAUAUCAGUUAAUAUUUCGGUGUCUUGGUGCUGCAUGGCAGAGUUGCAUCAAGGUCUGCGAAGACUUGAUAAGCAAGUCAUCGCCGGAAUAUCUGACAUUAUCUGACAUUUGAGGCAGGUUCUCGAACCAAAUUGGCAUAUCAUGGACAAUUCUUUUAUUGUUCUGGGUUUAGGGUUACCAUAGAAUAGGAAUGAUUUAGUUACCUUGUACUAACGAUUGUAAUGAGAAUUAUCAUCAAGCUUUACCCCAAAUUCCUUCUUUAGCCGUUUGUCAUAGCUGCGAUCGCAAGCACAACCCAAAAUCUAACCAUUAUUAAGAUAGGAGAGUUUCUUAUGUAAAUAUAUAUACUACUACUAUUUUAUGAUAUAGUUGUAGUAAUUCUUUCCUAUUCCAAGUCAAUUAAUUAUUUACUUA